AUGCACAGACACUGGGAUCUGGAUAAGAGGAUGAGCCCUCGGCCAGAGCUACUACCAUUUCAGUUACCAGAGGAGAACCCCCAGGGCCUUCAAGGUAUUCACUUGACGUCGGAGACUCGUGCGGAUUCUUUCCGCCCGCACCCGCAGCAGCACCUCACCGAGGUGAUUUCAGUGAACAGCCUCAGUACCAGCAGUAGCUGUGAGUGGGCUGCCGCUCCCGUAUUAGUCUAUAACCCCAUCGGCUUUAGGCUGGUCCUGCUGGUAAAGGAGCACAUGAACCACACCACACACAGCCGCGGUGUACUCAAAAAGAGGACUGUGCGUGGUGUUGCGCCCACAUCUGACAGUGCUUCGGCCCACCGGGAAAAGUCCCGGUGCUCCGGUGCUCUCAAAGCAGCAGCAGCACAUAUCUAUGCGGGACACGUCCUCAAGGAAUCUGAGCAGCACAACAAUACUCAGGAUGACCCAGUAACACCUCAGCCCCCUUCAACCAGCCAAAAUCCCAAAUACCAACUGUUUCUUAAUAAUGAUCUGAAGACCAAUGGCACAGGCUCCAAAGAGCAGGACAUAAACUUCAGUAGUGGGACAGCAGGGGGUGAGAAUGGACCCAGACCCCGCUGGGAAAGCACCAGGUUGGGACUUAACAACUACAGAGGAUCUUUGGAAUCACUUAUGUCACGGGACUGGGACAACACAUCAGACCGGGGGGGUAUGAGCGACAGUUCAUCUCGAGUCUUCAACAGUCCCUACUCCACCACUGCUUCCAUGGACUAUAAUCCUGCAUUCCGCAUGUCUGAGUAUAAGGUAGCAGGUGGUUUGUCUCCAGCUACCUCUGAGAUGAACUUGUACAACUACAAUGGACGCAGCAUUAGUCCAGUGCCCUCUGUCACAAUGGGUGCUGGCCGGACACGCUUCUCCACAUAUGAGACACUAAGGCGCAAACCUGAGAUCAGUGCUCCUGUGAUCCCUACAACACACUAUACAGUGCGUUCUACGGCUCUGGGAAAUCCAAACAAGAAAGAUUAUAUUGAGGAGUUGACAAAAGAACUAGAUGCCUGUCAAAAGAGGAACCAGUUUUUGGAAGCAGAGAGUGUGGAGAUGGAGAAGGAGAGAAACCAAAUAAGGUUUGAAAUGCGAGGCUUGCUGGUGAAUAACGAGGACCUUCUGAGAACUAAUACUCAACUGACCAAUGAGAUCAAGAGAACGAGAGAACAAAUGUUGGAAAUGGAAAAAGAGAAUCAGGCUAUGGCUGAGCGCUGCCGGGAGAUGGAGACUGAAGUGAAACAAGCUCGGGAGAUAAUGGUAGAGGCCAACAACCAGGAAUAUGCAUUUAAUUUCCUCCAACAGUCAUUGAAAAACCAGAUUCAAGAUGCAGAGGAUAACCUGGAGAAGCAAACGCAGCAUGCUCAGACUUUAGCAGAGAAGUUGUGGCAUGCAGAAAGACAACUGGAGGAGUUUGAACUCGACAGAGAUUCCAAGGAAAAGAAGACAUCAGAACUUAACAGCACUGUGCUUCGACUAGAGGAUGAGCUGGCAGAGGCUCUGCAGAUGGCAUCCCAGAGUACUGCAGAGAGGAACCUUCAGAUGAAGCUCAGAGAAGACACUCAGCUCCGAGUGGAUGAGCUGGAAGAGAGUCUUCUGGCUAAGCAACAGGAGAUUGACAAACUACAGAUACUGGUCACCAAGCUACAGGGAGAGGUGUCUGGAAAAUUAGUGGAUAAGGAGCGUUCUUUGGAGGAGGAGAUACAGCUGAGAGAGAGGCUGCAGUUGCAGUGCAAACAGGCGGAGCGCAGCCUUGAGGACCUUCGCAUGGAAUUACACACAAGCAACCAAACCCGUGACGAGCUCAGUAAGCAGCUGAAAGUAACGCAGGAGAAGAUCAUUGAUCUUGAAACUGAUCUGGAGGAACUACAUGACAGUGAGCAGCGAUGGGCCUCUAAGCACAAGAGAACCAUUGAACAGGUGGAACAACUUCAACUCAAGUUUAUUCAGCAAAAAGAUCUUAGUGAACAGUUGGAAAUGGACAAGGAUUCGCUGGAGCGACAGCUGCGGGAGCUACGCUUGGAGGUGGAGGAACUUCAGAGCUCCAGAGUGCAGGAGGAUGUCAUCUCCAGAACUGAGUCUCGAGUCAAAGACCUGGAGAAUAGCCUGAGAGCAGAGGAGCGAAACAAAUCAGUCUUGACCAAUACUAUCAGCAAACUAGAAAGAAAAAUCACAGAGCUGACAGACCAAAUGGAAGAGGAGCAUCGUAUCUCCACUGAGCAGAAGGAGCUGAUGACACAGAGGAUGCGGACUUUGAAGAGACAGUUGAAUGAGGCUGAGGAGGAGGCCAGUCGAAAGGAAGCCCAGUGCCGCUUCGCUCAAAGAGAACUGGCAGAGGAGCGUGAGGCUCGAGAACGGCUCCAGAGGCAACUUGUGGAUCAGCAACUUCAAGCCAAGCGUAAGGAGACUCUAACCAUGCGUCAAACACUGGACAACCUGAGAAUUGACCUAAGCAUCGAUGAUGAGGAGGAGGAGGAAGAUCAAUCUAAAACAGAAACUGUUACCAAAGUCUAGAAUGUAUGUAUUUAAAAAGAAUGCUGUGAAAAUGUCUUUUACCCAUUAAGUAAGUAGACUGGGUUGCCUCCUUUAGUCAGAUUAGUCAGAAAAGGUGUGUUUUCUCUCACCUGCAACUGCACCUGAUCCUGUUGCAGACAUUUUGGAAAACUGGGGACACUUGCAUCUGUGCUUGGGUGAGAGCGGGGGAUUUUUCUGAGGGCUUUUUCAAAUAAACCACAAUGAUGUAAAUAAUGUUUGUGUUGGACUUUGAGACGUUUUAAUUCCAAGAGCAACUCAAUUUUGCAUUCUUGAACUGUUUCAGACCACGAUAGUCCUCACUCACACCAGUGUAGUCCUUCAUUUAUCCAGGAACGUUCAUUUGAACUAAAUUAAAAGCAUUUGCUGUAGCUUUUCAAUUUGUUUCAGUUGCCAAUAUACAUUGUUUAUUUUGAAGAAAUGUUUAUGAAAUUUUGUUUUUGUAGCCCCCAAAAUUACAACAAACAAUGAAGCAGUAACUGGACAAUAACAGACAGGCAGAAGAACCAACAUUCACAGGAUAAAAGCAAAUGGUGAAUUGUCCUGAAAGAUUCCCUGGCCUUAGACCCCUUCUCUUUCCUUCCCCAAAAAAUAAUUAUUAUAAAUAGUGGGAAGAAGAUCAACUUUGAGGAGAACCACAGUGAAGGAGAGAUCCACUUUUAUGGAUAAGCUGGUGAUGGGUCCAAGACUGGCCUGCAUCUAUCUCUGGUUCAAAUAUGUACUCCCAUGGUUCCACUCAAAGCAGAGGGUAGAGGGAGGGGUAGUGGUGGGGUCAUCGGUCAGGUGAGGGAAGAGGAAAGGUAAUAAAUGUAAUGCAUAUCAGUGCGCAUCAGAAAACAUCAUGUAAUGUAUUUUACCUUGUUUGUGUAAUAGAAAAUUAUGACAAAUUUUGUAUUUUUGAUGAAGGUAAAAUUCAGAUUUUUUUAUUUUACUGUACAAAUACUUCCAGAAAUGUGGACCAUACAAUAGUUUUUAUUUUAUUCUAUUUUAUCUACAUAUAUAUUACAUACUUAACCACAAAUUGUAUUUUUUUUUUUUUUUUUUUUGAAGCUCAAAAAAGUAUAAUACAAAGCUAGAAAAAGAUAUAUUUUGUAUCCUGAACAUGAACAUUGCGCUUCUUUUAUGUUAGAAAUCCUUUUAGAUGUGAUGACAGUUGAUCUUUGAAAACUGGGUUUAUCCAUUUUGCUUCCAUUCUGAAAUUUGGAACUAAUGACACAUUUUAAAAGAUCUGUAUUACAAUUAUAAAUAAAUGUAUUGGGACACCAAUGAUUGCUGUACAGUGAUAAACUAUGAAUACAUUUUACUUUAAAAAUAUAACCCAGGUGCCAUUUGUUAUUGUUAUGAGCAGAAUAUUUUGUAACUACUUUAAUGAUCUAUUAAAAAACGAAUAAUAUAACACAUUCAGACCUUUUUAAAGCAUUCUAUUUUCAUGUUUACCAACAUGCCAACGUUUCUUAUGACACUGUACUCUGUACAGUAGUUUUUGUCUAUCUGUUCUUGCUGCCAGGAGCUUCAUUCCACAAAGAAAGAAAAGUAAACAACAGGUUAUGACAAGCAAUGACACAUAAGUUAUUUUACCUUUACCUUAGCCUUUAAGACACAAUGUUUUAUUGUUAAGACUAAGAUUAAAGUGAAUCACACUGAUCAUGUUUUGCAACAUAAUCGAGACACUCUAAGUUGUUCCACAACUGUCUGCUUCUCACCAGUCAGAAGAAGUCCAUCUUAACAUCUCCAUGUGCCGAGGCCGCUCCCACAUGAAUGUCUGCUCAUGCUGAGCCACUCCCAUGUUUAUGUCUGUUAGUGCUGAGGCCUCUUGGGCACACUUAUUCAGGAGCUAAUGGGGAUCUACAUAAAAACAAACAAACUCGCGGGUUUAAUAUUUUAUAUUCAUCAAGUUUUGGGGCAUGUCUUUGAAGUUAUUUGUAAAUUAGAUAGCAUUAUUUGUUUGCUUUUGUUUUUUGGUUAAUAAAUAUAAUUAUAAAGAAA
This is a messenger RNA of Boleophthalmus pectinirostris (great blue-spotted mudskipper), 4560 nucleotides long. RefSeq names its product cingulin-like protein 1. Bases 1 to 2556 code for a protein of 851 amino acids. The record is from RefSeq and is a predicted model, not a curated record. Gene Ontology annotation, cellular component: myosin complex. NCBI's taxonomy places the organism in Eukaryota, Metazoa, Chordata, Actinopteri, Gobiiformes, Gobiidae. The transcript has 20 exons.